This is a messenger RNA of Cololabis saira (Pacific saury), 1642 nucleotides long. RefSeq names its product WD repeat domain containing 83 (gene wdr83). The coding region runs from base 239 to 1192 and encodes 317 amino acids. NCBI's taxonomy places the organism in Eukaryota, Metazoa, Chordata, Actinopteri, Beloniformes, Belonidae. Gene Ontology annotation, cellular component: catalytic step 2 spliceosome. The record is from RefSeq and is a predicted model, not a curated record. The transcript has 10 exons. Gene Ontology annotation, molecular function: protein binding. Gene Ontology annotation, biological process: mRNA splicing, via spliceosome.
AGCUGCUAACCAAACGUAAAAGAAAGUGUAAAAACUGUUUAUAGUAACAAACCGCGAAUAAUUUUACCUGACUAUUUUAUAAAUAGCCGCACUACUAAAAUGAAUGUGAUCGGCACUGAAAUAUUACUCAGUUAAAACGAUUCAAGUUGGUAAGAGCAAUGAAUGGAGUAUAACUUCACAAAGCGUUCCCCGAGUACAACCAGCUACAUUUACUUAUUUAAAUGCACCCUGUGAUGUGAUGGCGUUUCCUCUCCCCAAACCUCAGGUUCCACAGCUCCCUCAGCAUCUCCUCACCUCCAUCGACUGUCAGCAAGGAGCUGUCAGGGCUGUUCGCUUCAAUGUUGAUGGGAACUACUUACUGUCUUGUGGCAGUGACAAAUCUUUAAAGUUGUGGAGUGUGAGCCGAGGGACUUUGCUGAAAACCUACAGUGGCCAUGGAUAUGAGGUUUUGGACGCUGAUGGUUCUUAUGACAACAGCCAGAUUUGUUCCUGCAGCUCUGACAAGACCGUGAUUCUGUGGGAUGUUGCUACAGGCCAGGUCACACGCAAACUCAGAGGGCACGCUGGGAAAGUUAAUUGUGUUCAGUUUAAUGAGGAGGCAACAGUAUGCUUGUCUGGGUCCAUAGAUGGGACAGUGCGGUGCUGGGACACAAGAUCCAGAAGAUUUGAGCCUAUUCAGAUUUUAGACGAAGCAACUGACAGCGUUAGCAGCAUCAAGGUGGUGCAGCAUGAGGUGCUUACUGGGUCUGUGGACGGCAGGGUGAGGCGCUACGACCUUAGAAUGGGACAGCUGCAUGUAGACUUCAUCAGCAGUCCCAUCACCUGUGUGUGCUUCAGUCAGGACGGCCAGUGCACCCUGAGCUCCAGUUUGGAUUCAACAGUCAGACUUCUGGACAAGAGCACCGGGGAAAUGCUGGGAGAGUAUACAGGACAUAAGAUGAAAGGCUACAAGCUGGACUGCUGCCUGUCCGGCAAGGAUACGCACGUCUUGAGUUGCUCCGAAGAUGGACAUGUUUACUGCUGGGACCUGGUGGAGGGGUCUUUGUCCUUGAAACUGCCAGUAGGGAAAGCAGUUGUCCAGUCUUUGUCCUUUCACCCAUCGGAGACCUCCCUCCUCACAGCGAUGGAGGGCCGUGUUCAGGUGUGGGGGACAGAGCCAAAGGAAACAGAGGAUGAAGUGUCGGCCACAUAGUGGGAAUGAAAAUGCAACUAUAGCGUAUUAAGGGACCCUUGCUCUACGGUUAGUCGAGUAAGAUAUCGUCUACUCAACCAAACUGAUUAAGGUCUUGGUGUCUUAAGAACAUCUUACUCCCUCAGUCAGUUUAUGCAUCUGCUUGAAAAAAGAUCAUUGGAUGUUUGCUCCUGGAAUAAGCUGUAAAUUGUCAGUAAUAGGAGCAUUUCCAGCCCGUUCUGUAUUCAGCCAUACAUGGCUUAUUAAAUGAGGUAUGGGUUGGGGGAAGUGGACAGACCUGAGCUAUAAGGUUAUUUAUGAGAUGCACAUGGAAAAUGACCAAAGUUCCUUUACUGAUUUUGUGUUUCAUUGCUCAUGUUGGGUCAGUCAGAAGUGCAAUGUUAAAAAAAUAACUAAACCAGAACGUAUCACUGUACCAACUUUGAUAAUUAAAUGACCACGGAAGAGAAA